AUGUCUAUGCGGAGGACGCUAUGGCACAACAUCACCAGUGCUAGACAGCUCUUCCAACCAUCCACAAAACCUCUCCGCAAUCCCCUCCCUCGACAAUACAACACCCUCUCCGUCAAUGCUGCUGAACUUGCCUUUGGGCAGCCCGUCCAUGAGACACAUCCUCAUCUCCUGGAGCCUGGAGAAUUGACUCCUGGCAUCACAGCCCAAGAAUAUGCGGAUCGACGCACGAGAUUAGCGGCCAAGCUGCCCGACAAAGGCAUUGCUAUUGUAGCUGCAUCCGACAUCCAAUUCCGGACUGGAAGUGUCUUCUAUGAGUUCCACCAGGAUCCUGAUUUCCUCUACUUGACCGGCUUCAACGAGCCUGAGGCCUUAGCUGUCAUUGGCAAGGACCCUACCGGAACUGAUCAUACCUUCCACCUCUUCGUUCGAGAGAAGGACCCAAAGGCGGAGAUCUGGGAUGGAGCAAGAUCGGGCACGCAUGCCGCAAGAGAUGUCUUCAACGCCGACGAGACAGAUGAUAUCAGUCGAGUGAAGAAGAUAUUGCCAGAUCUGGUGGGUGAAGCAUCACAGGUUUUCACAGACAUCACCACUCCUGAUGCCAAUCAAUCCGCGUUGCAGCGGUUGCUCUACGGUCAAGGUCGCAAAACUACUGAAUUUGUGGAGAUGAUCAAGUCCAGCAAGAUCAACCGGUUGCGACCUGUCAUGAAUGAUCUGAGAGCUUUCAAGAGCCCUGCGGAGAUUGAAGUGAUGCGGAAAGCAGGCAGAGCAUCUGGUCGAGCACAUACCGAGGCCAUGAAACAUGCUUGGACGAAGGAGAAACAACUGGACGCAUACCUUCGUUAUCGAUUCGCGGCCAACGGAUGCGACACUCUCGCAUUCGAGCCAGUAGUGGCUGGAGGCAAGAAUGCUCUCGGGAUCCACUAUGUACGCAAUGACGAUGUGCUCCAAGACGAUGAAUCGGUCCUCGUUGAUGGAGGGGGUAAAUAUGGCGGCUACAUCUCCGACAUCACACGAACAUGGCCGGUGAGCGGCAAGUUCAGUGAUGCUCAACGCGAUCUCUACCAAGCCGUACUGAACGUUCAGAGAAGCCUGGUUUCGUUAUGUCGAGGAAGUGCCAAAGUAUCAUUGGACAAACUCCAUAGUAUCGCGGAAGAACAGAUGCGCAAUGAACUACGACAUAUCGGAUUCGAGUUAUCUGCCAAAGAGGUGGAAAUCCUCUUCCCUCAUCAUGUGAGUCAUUAUAUUGGUAUGGAUGUACAUGACACAGUCGGUUAUUCGAGAAAGGUUAUCUUACAAGAAGGACAUUGUAUUACUAUUGAGCCCGGGGUUUAUGUGCCCGAUGAUGAGCGUUGGCCCAAGCAUUUCCGGAACAUGGGAGUGCGCAUUGAAGACAGUGUAAGUAUACAGGAGGACAGUCCGUUUGUCUUGACAACCGAGGCUGUUAAGGAGGUGGUUGAUAUCGAAGCCUUACGGAGCUAG
Molecule: messenger RNA, 1479 nt
Organism: Exophiala bonariae
Lineage: Eukaryota; Fungi; Ascomycota; Eurotiomycetes; Chaetothyriales; Herpotrichiellaceae
Exons: 1
Coding region: 1-1479 (492 amino acids)
Biological process (GO): proteolysis
Cellular component (GO): mitochondrion
Molecular function (GO): metalloaminopeptidase activity; manganese ion binding
Source: RefSeq, a predicted model, not a curated record